UAUUUUUACUGGUCAAAAGAAUCUGCUGUUUGAUUGUUUGUUUGUUUGUUUGUUUGAAUACACUAAACAUGGCUCUGGCUAAAGAGCAAGUCCUUUUACGUAGUUUGUUCAGGAUUGCUGCAUUUUCUUCUUUACUCUUGUGCUGACUGAGAAUCUUACCAUCUAAAAGUUGCCAGAUUUCAUCAUUUCUCUGUGUUUGUUGUUACAGAGCGUGACGCCAGGACAGAGUCCAGCGACUUCCCUCAUGGACAGGACCAUCAAGAUGAGGCAAGAGGCUGAAGCCCGGAGAGUGGCCUUGGCCUGGGGACUCCUUAAUAUGUCUGUGGCAGGCAUGAUAUAUACUGCAAUGAGUGGAAGACUCAUCAGCUGCCAUUGCAACAUCAAAUACGGGCCACUCUCUUGUAUUGAACUGCCUAUAAGUACCUCUGACCUUUCACCUGCAGAACAAGAAGGCCAUUCUCCAAGGAAUGAGGUGAGCAAAAAUGCUUCACACAGAGGUAUGAACAAGAUCCCUGCCCUGGGAUGGCCCCUGUACAGGCAGAAGAAGGAAGAGGCCCAACUCUGCUUCCCAAAGCAUUCAGCUGACAAGUGGCACCAGCCUCAUCUCAGUCAAAAUCACAUGAGCAGAUGUCCUGCUUUGAAAAUUGCCAAUGGCUACACUGGCCUGAGACCUUCUGGCCCCAUAAUCUGCUGCCGGGCUAUGGCUGUGCAGAGAACACUGUUCAUCAAGACAGGUGCCCUGCUGCUGCCUCCCGGAGUAGGACAAGCAUGGCUGCUCCAAUGCUUGUGUGGACUGUCACUGGGACCCUGGACUCAAGCACCAAACUGGAAAAAAAAUUCGGAGCUUCCAACUCCCCUUGCUUUCUAACACUCUUCGAAACAGGAGGCUAGGUGUGGCUGGAUAAGGAUUCUGAA
Molecule: messenger RNA, 915 nt
Organism: Apus apus (common swift)
Lineage: Eukaryota; Metazoa; Chordata; Aves; Apodiformes; Apodidae
Exons: 5
Coding region: 245-868 (207 amino acids)
Source: RefSeq, a predicted model, not a curated record